AUGCGGAAAAUCUUGAUCGAAACUAAGAUUCUUGAGAUUGAGAAUUCAGAAGCAAGAAAGUCAAUUCAUUCUAUAGUUCCAGAAGACAAUACUUUCCAGUUCAUUAACCAAGGUGAAUUUACUUAUGGUGAAUGGUUUUACGCGGCGGAUUACCGUCGUGUUGACCCUGGACCAUAUUCAUACCCAUUCAGUCUAUAUUUCUAUAGCACUAUCAAGGAUGCUAAUAAACUUGUUCUUGGCAUAAGUGGUGGUGAGACUGGAAGAGACUCAAUAUUUUGGGUUUGGAGUGCUAAUCCAACCGACCCUGUUGGUGAAAAUUCUACUCUCACUUUUGGAAGUGAUGGUAAUUUAGUCCUUGCUGAUUUCGAUGGUCGUGUAGCAUGGCAGACUAAUACAGCCAACAAAGGUGUUACUGGUAUCUCCAUGCAACCAAAUGGGAAUUUAGUACUUCAUGAUAAAGACGGGAGAUUUAUCUGGCAGAGCAUCAAUUAUCCAAGUGAUGGCCUUUUAGUAGGUCCAUCACUUAUGCACAGCCGUAGUAAGAAACUCGUUAAUGGUCCUUACAGUUUAGUGAUUGACAAAAACGGAUUCAUAAUGUAUCAAAACAAAUCAGGUACACUGGUUCGGUAUGCAGGUUGGGAAGCAAGCGGUCUUCGUAAUGUAAAGUAUGAUUCAGCUCAACAAGAUGAUGCUACUACUGCUACUUAA
Molecule: messenger RNA, 708 nt
Organism: Papaver somniferum (opium poppy)
Lineage: Eukaryota; Viridiplantae; Streptophyta; Magnoliopsida; Ranunculales; Papaveraceae
Product: EP1-like glycoprotein 2
Exons: 2
Coding region: 1-708 (235 amino acids)
Source: RefSeq, a predicted model, not a curated record